CCAUGGCAUCAACUUUCUCACAAAUGGCGUUGACAUUCCAUAACAAUUUUCUGCAUCUAGUGAUUAAAACAUAUGGUACCAUGAAUGCUGUAAAUGCGGUUUUCUGCACGACAAAGUAUUUUUCCACAUAAAAGACAUAGAUUAAAAUUUUUAACGCCACCAUGUAUGCACAAUUAGUAAUGAGAAUCUGAUUCAGAUUGUUUCUCUAGUAGAUCACAGAGUCAUGGGUUCCAGCAACUUUUUUGACUUUUGGAAGAAGUUGUGUCCCUUCAUUGUGACGGCAAAACCUAUGACUGAUCUUUGCUGGACAUGCCAACUGAACAACACAUUGAUCUUCAGGAGUGCUAACUUGGAUGAGGAAAACAAGUGUGAAAGAGUGAAACAGCAAGAAAAUCAUCUGUUCAUAGUUCAACAGGAACGAUCACUCUACAAUAAGAUGGUGGGCAAUGCAAAGCGUGCUUGCCAAGAAAAUGUCAUCACCGAACUUUGUCAGAAUUCUCCUUGUUCAAGAAACAUCAUGAUGCACUACAGCUUCGAUUACGCCCAACAAGUUCACUUACCAAGUAACCCCUUGCAGCCAGGUCCAAUAUAUUUUCUUGUGCCAAGGAAAUAUGGGCUAUUUGGAGUGUGCUGUGAAGGCAUUCCUCGGCAAGUAAAUUUCCUGGUUGAUGAAGCCCAUCUAAUCAGUAAAGGAUCAAAUGCUGUUAUAUCCUACCUCCACUACUUCUUGAACAACUACGGCACUGGAGAAACAGACGCUCACUUCCACUGUGACAAUUGCUCUGGACAGAAGAAAAACCGUUUCGUGUUGUGGUAUUUUGCGUGGAGAGUGGCUGUCGGUCUGCACAAAUCUGUUUCGCUGAAUUUUCUCAUCGCCGGACACACCAAAUUUGCACCAGACUGGUGUUUUGGUCUCUUGAAGAGGGCCUUCAAGCGCAAUCUUGUACCAGCACAAAGUGUAUUAGAAACUGUGGUGAAUGAGAGCUCAUCUGUCAACAUUGCGCAGGUCGUUGGGUAUGAAGAUGGCACCACUGUCGUUCCAGUCAGUGAUUGGCAGGCCUUCUUCAAGAAUUCCUGUAAACCAUUACCCGGAAUAAAGAAGUAUCAGCACUUCAGAUUUGAUGAUGCUCAUCCUGGCUCUGUGUUCGUAAAGGAACACUCAGAAUCUGCGGAAACAGAGUUCAACAUCCUCAUGUCAGAUUCAAGCUUCCCACGGGGUGCACCGGAUGUGUUAGCUCCACCUGGUCUUCCACUUCAGAGGCAACAAUACUUAUAUAAAUCUAUCCGAAAGUAUGUUGAUGAGCCUUUUAAAGACACAGUUUGCCCUAACCCAGAUGUAAUGCCAAAUGUAGAACAGGAUGAAACUGUGAUUAUCACUGAAACAAGGAAGGACAGCGAUGGACAUGAACGUGUGAAACGUGGUCGUGGCAAAGGAAGUCAGCGUGGUCAGACGGGUGGUGGGAGGCGUGGUUGUGGGCGUGGCCAUAGCCGUGGGCGUGGUCAGGGGGAGAACAAUGGUGUAUAAACUCUUCAAAUUCAAUUUGAAUCUUCAGUACAGUUAAAAACACACCUUGUGUCACACUUGUUUGAUAUAUAUUUAAGAUGAGUGGACUGUGUCACAGUCACGCCAAAACGGGCAAAAUGACUGAUAACGGUGAACAAGGGUAGGGGAGAGCGGGGAUGGUUCGUACAGCGGGAUAGUUCGGACACUGCACAUUUUUGCCAAACAAUGCUUGUCACGACAUCUAUGAUUGGUUAGAUAGUUGCCAAGUGUUAAAACAACAACAACAGUCACAUGGGGAGUUUUGACAGGUCUUCGACUUCUACAGGUAUGGAAACUUUAAUUUUUCCCCGUUUCUGAUGUAUAUUUUCGUCGGUGCGUUGUAACUGUAUGCACGGGUUAAGUUUAGAUGUUCAACAAACCUACCAUACCCCCUGAAAGCUGUGCCCAUGCGACAUGAUUUAGGUGUAGAACUGUAUCCCUGUCCUGCGGAAAUUUCCCACUCGACCAUUUUUAUUCCUUCAAUAACAUGCGGGGAUACUUCGGACAGCUGUCCGAAUCUUCCCCAUGCGUCCGAACCAUCCCUACAACUCAUGUUUUUGUUUUGCAGAAUUUCUAUAAGACGCCUCUCAGGAUGCCUAGAACGUAUAAACGGAAAACUGAGAGAGUUGUGAAGCCGGUAGAUAUGGAGAGAGCUGUACAAGAUGUGCUUGACGGCAAUCUGUCAUUGCGAAAGUCUGCAGAUUUACAUGAUGUCAAAAAAUCAACGUUGAAAGAUUAUGUGGACAAAGCUCGAAAAGGUUUCCUGUUCAAGGUUGGCGAGUUCAAUACCAGGCAGGUGUUUUCUCAGGAAAUGGAACAACAACUAACGGAGUAUUUAUUGAAAUGCUCUGCCAUGUACUACGGCUUAACACCCAAGGCCUUGCGCAGGCUAGCUUAUGAAUACGCAAGACAGAAUGACAUCAGAACACCUGAAACCUGGGCAACAAACAAAAUGGCUGGCAAAGACUGGUUAACCGGUUUUCUUCACAGAAACAAAAGUCUUAGUAUCCGUAGCCCUGAAGCGACCAGCCUAGCGCGCAUGACAAGUUUUAA
This is a messenger RNA of Liolophura sinensis, 2596 nucleotides long. RefSeq lists its product as uncharacterized. The transcript has a single exon. The coding region runs from base 224 to 1525 and encodes 433 amino acids. NCBI's taxonomy places the organism in Eukaryota, Metazoa, Mollusca, Polyplacophora, Chitonida, Chitonidae. The record is from RefSeq and is a predicted model, not a curated record.